AUGGAGGAGACCAUGGGCUUCAGCGUGAACUGGGGCAGCGCCUUCCCCUCUGUCUCAGCCAGGUGGCGCACCCAGCUGGGACCAUCUCCCCGCUACCUGCCUGGCCUGGAGGAAGCUGCCUAUUGGUCCCGCUAUUUGAGCAGCUGCGCGCCUUCUCUCCUCUUGCAGCUCCGCUCCAAUGAGUCCCCAGCCCCCAGCCAGGCUCCCGGCAGCGAGGAGAAAGCCAAAGCCGGGAACACCAAGAAGGUGGAGGAGGAGGAGGAGGAGAUAGACAUCGACCUGAACGCGCCCGAGACUGAGAAGGCAGCGCUUGCCAUCCAGGGCAAGUUCCGUCGCUUCCAGAAACGGAAAAAGGACCCCAGCCCCUGA
Emys orbicularis (European pond turtle) is the source of this 369-nucleotide messenger RNA. It is a transcript of the gene PCP4L1, whose product is annotated as Purkinje cell protein 4 like 1. The transcript has 4 exons. The record is from RefSeq and is a predicted model, not a curated record. Lineage: Eukaryota; Metazoa; Chordata; Testudines; Emydidae. The coding region runs from base 1 to 369 and encodes 122 amino acids.